GUUCUUGAUGGAUUCGUGCAGAGUAGAUCUCAUGGUGAUGACUUCGUUGAAUAUGAAACGUAGCACGUUGUCUAGUCUCUCGCAAGUUCAUAGCUGUUUGACGUACGGGUUCGAACUUACGUGGUUCAGUGUGCUAUGUGGCGACGACUGUCUUAAUUGUUGGUUUAAUGGCGAUCGUGCUACGUGUUCUGAGGAAAAUUGGAUUUUUCGACUCAGAGUGCCAAUUCAGAUCUUCAGUAUUUUUCUCACUUAUCUAUUUCUACCCAAUCUAGCACUGAAGAUCGUAGUUGGAAUGCCAUGCGUGUUUGUGCUUCUGAUCUAUACAUUUCGGAGACGGCAUUUGUCGGUUUUCGAUGCAAUAGAAUGCUUUCUCCGAAGCAACAACAACCUCAAAACAAUUCGCUAUUCCUAUUCGGACAUGAAGAAAAUCACUAAAGGCUUUCGGGAAAAACUUGGCCAAGGAGGCUACGGUUCUGUUUACAAAGGAAAACUUCGAAGCGGCCAUGAUGUAGCGGUCAAAGUACUUGCCAAGCCUAGCUCAAAUGGGCAAGAUUUCAUCAAUGAAGUUGCCACAAUUGGAAGGAUCCAUCAUGUAAAUGUGGUCAAACUUGUCGUGUAUUGUGCAGAAAGAUCCAAACGCGCCCUUGUCUACGACUUUAUGCCUAAUGGUUCGCUCGAGAAGUACAUAUUUAAUAAGGAAAAAAGUCAUUCACUUAAUUUGAAGAGGAAGUACGAGAUUGCAAUUGGAGUGGCUCGUGGAAUUGAGUAUUUGCACAGAGGAUGCGACAUACAAAUCCUGCAUUUCGACAUAAAGCCUCACAACAUACUUCUUGACGAAAAUUUCACACCUAAAAUAUCCGAUUUUGGUCUGGCAAAGUUUUACUCAACAGAUAAUACUACAGUGACUCUCACUGCAGUUAGGGGAACAAUAGGCUAUGUGGCUCCUGAGCUAAUGAAUAGAAGCAUCGGGGGAGUGUCGUACAAGGCCGAUGUUUAUAGCUUUGGGAUGUUGUUGAUGGAAAUGUUGGGGCUUAACAAAGGGACGGGGCCUAAUAUUGAAAACAAAUCGAGCCAAUAUUUUCCGUGUUGGAUUUAUGACCACUUGAAUAAAGGCGAAGACAUUGAAAUUGGAAAUGUGUAUGAAAAUAAUGACGAUGAGGAAAAGGAAGACGAUGAUGAUGCGCGAAAAAUGAGGAGAAAGAUGACGAUAGUUGGAUUGUGGUGCAUACAGAUGAGUCCAACCGAUCGCCCGUCAAUGAGUGAAGUUUUGAAAAUGUUAGAAGGUGAAGAUGAAAAUAUGAUGAUUCCUCCUCAACCUUCACAAUCAUCUGAGAUUCCAAGCUAUGAUGAUCAGACUUGGGGAACUGAAUCCGAAUCAACCGGUUCUGUAGCCUUCCUGCGUAAUGAUUCUUUAAGUUUUCAAUAAGAGUCAUAAAUUAAAAUAUGACAUUAGUAUGAUUGUGGUAUUUGCUAAUAUUAUCUUUGUUUUUUUUUUUUUUUUGAGGAAACUAAUAUUAUCUUUGUUGAUAGUCCUUUAUUUUUGUAUAACUCAAAUUUUAUUUUCUCC
Molecule: messenger RNA, 1567 nt
Organism: Erythranthe guttata (spotted monkey flower)
Lineage: Eukaryota; Viridiplantae; Streptophyta; Magnoliopsida; Lamiales; Phrymaceae
Source: RefSeq, a predicted model, not a curated record